Molecule: messenger RNA, 4363 nt
Organism: Diceros bicornis minor
Lineage: Eukaryota; Metazoa; Chordata; Mammalia; Perissodactyla; Rhinocerotidae
Gene: MMP24
Product: matrix metallopeptidase 24
Exons: 9
Coding region: 47-1972 (641 amino acids)
Biological process (GO): collagen catabolic process; proteolysis; extracellular matrix organization
Cellular component (GO): extracellular matrix
Molecular function (GO): zinc ion binding; metalloendopeptidase activity
Source: RefSeq, a predicted model, not a curated record
CGCCGCCGCCGCCAUCGCAGCCUGGCGGCCGGGCCCCGCCGCGGGGAUGCCGAGGAGCCGGGGCGGCCGCGCCGCGCGGGGGCCGCAGCCGCCGGGCCGGGCUCCGCGCUGGAGCCGCUGGCGGGCCCCCGGGCGGCUGCUGCUGCUGCUGCCCGCGCUCUGCUGCCUCCCGGGCGCCGCGCGGGCGGCGGCGGCGGCGGCGGCGGCGGCGGGGGCCGGGGACCGGGCGGCGGCGGCGGCUGCGCGGGCGGCCAAGGCGGAGGCGCCCUUCGCCGGGCAGAACUGGUUAAAGUCAUAUGGCUAUCUGCUUCCCUAUGAUUCACGGGCAUCUGCGUUGCACUCAGGGAAGGCCUUACAGUCAGCAGUCUCCACUAUGCAGCAGUUUUACGGGAUCCCAGUCACCGGUGUGUUGGAUCAGACAACAAUCGAGUGGAUGAAGAAACCCCGAUGUGGGGUCCCUGACCACCCCCACUUGAGCCGUAGGAGGAGACACAAGCGUUAUGCCCUGACUGGACAGAAGUGGAGGCAAAAACACAUCACCUACAGCAUUCACAACUACACCCCGAAGGUGGGUGAGCUAGACACACGGAAAGCUAUUCGCCAGGCUUUUGAUGUGUGGCAGAAGGUGACCCCGCUGACCUUUGAAGAGGUGCCAUACCAUGAGAUCAAAAGUGACCGGAAGGAGGCAGACAUCAUGAUCUUCUUUGCUUCUGGCUUCCAUGGCGACAGCUCCCCAUUUGAUGGAGAAGGGGGAUUCUUGGCCCAUGCCUACUUCCCUGGCCCAGGGAUUGGAGGAGACACUCACUUUGACUCAGAUGAGCCGUGGACGCUAGGAAAUGCCAACCAUGAUGGGAAUGACCUUUUCCUGGUGGCUGUGCAUGAGCUGGGCCAUGCACUGGGACUGGAGCACUCCAACGACCCCAGCGCCAUCAUGGCACCCUUCUACCAGUACAUGGAGACGCACAACUUCAAGCUGCCUCAGGAUGAUCUCCAGGGCAUCCAGAAGAUCUACGGACCCCCAGCUGAGCCCCUGGAGCCCACAAGGCCCCUCCCCACACUCCCCGUCCGCAGGAUCCACUCACCGUCUGAGAGGAAGCAUGAGCGCCAGCCCAGGCCCCCUCGGCCACCCCUCGGGGACCGGCCAUCCACACCAGGCACCAAACCCAACAUCUGUGAUGGCAACUUCAACACAGUGGCCCUCUUCCGGGGCGAGAUGUUUGUGUUUAAGGAUCGCUGGUUCUGGCGUCUGCGCAAUAACCGGGUGCAGGAGGGCUACCCUAUGCAGAUUGAGCAGUUCUGGAAGGGCCUGCCUGCCCGCAUAGACGCAGCCUACGAAAGGGCUGAUGGAAGAUUUGUCUUCUUCAAAGGUGACAAAUACUGGGUGUUUAAGGAGGUGACGGUGGAGCCUGGGUACCCGCACAGCCUGGGGGAGCUGGGCAGCUGUCUGCCCCGAGAAGGCAUUGACACGGCUCUGCGCUGGGAACCUGUGGGCAAGACCUACUUUUUCAAAGGCGAGCGAUACUGGCGCUACAGUGAGGAGCGGCGGGCCACGGACCCUGGCUAUCCCAAGCCCAUCACCGUGUGGAAAGGCAUCCCACAGGCUCCCCAAGGGGCCUUCAUCAGCAAGGAAGGAUAUUACACCUACUUCUACAAGGGCCGGGACUACUGGAAGUUUGACAACCAGAAACUGAGCGUGGAGCCAGGCUACCCACGUAAUAUCCUGCGUGACUGGAUGGGCUGCAACCAGAAGGAGGUGGAGCGGCGCAAGGAGCGGCGGCUGCCCCAGGACGACGUGGACAUCAUGGUGACCAUCAACGACGUGCCGGGCUCUGUGAAUGCCGUGGCUGUGGUCAUCCCCUGCAUCCUGUCCCUCUGCAUCCUGGUGCUGGUCUACACCAUCUUCCAGUUCAAGAACAAGGCAGGCCCUCAGCCUGUCACCUACUAUAAGCGGCCAGUCCAGGAGUGGGUAUGAGCAGCCCAGAGCCCUCUCUGUUCACUCGGUCUGGCCAGCCAGGCCCUUCCUCACCAGGGUCUGAGGGGCAGCUCUGGCCACUGCCCACUGGGGGCAGCAGGGCCCUAGGCCAGGGGUUGUGCAGCUGAAGUGGUGGGUGUAUUGGCCUAGGCUGAGCAUGGGGCAGGGAGUGAUGGCGGCUGUGCCCCAGGGUGGGUGUCUGGCACCCAGCUGCCAGCCUUCUGUCCUGGGUAAACUGUCCCCGACUCAAGGGAAUAGGCUAGGCCCCAUCAGGAGGCAGGGACCAUGCCAGGAGGAGGCCUUGUGGUCACUGCAUCCUGUGGUGUCCAUGAGGCACCACAACUCUGUUCCUGGCUGGACCCAGCACCUUCUGUGGGAAGCCAGCACUAGCGCUCUCAGCCCAUCUGGGAGAUGCCACCAGUCCUGGUUCCCCCUUGCCAACACCUGCUGGUCAGAUGUCCCCCAACCCCCACCCCACUGUCCUCCAAGGCUAUAGCACCCCUGCUGCCAAAAUGGUGGGCAACAAGUCUAGGUUUCCCUUGCUGGCAUACAGCAGAUCCCUCAGGAAACCUGCUCCACACAUCGGGGUCUCCUCUGAGACCCAGGAUUUAGGGUCACAUGCUGCAGGCAGGGCUGUGGCCCAGCUGAGUCUGACAAGGACCCAGCUGUCACAUCGUGAAUAUUUAUGUCCUGUCACUACUGUUUAAAGUCCCAUUCUGCAAAGGCUGCUUGAGGCUUUAGAUGAAUUAUAGGUGACUGUCUUGGUGAUGAGGCCAGUGAGGCCGGCCCUCCUUCAGGUGAAAAGGACCAAGGUGCUGCUAAGGCCACUCUAGCGCCCAGACCCCCCCAGGAGCUGAGCCCUGCUCAUGAGGCUAAAGGGCUGGGGCAGCCCUUCCCACUUCUGGAAGCCAAUCUGAGUUUGUGACCAUCCUCCACUCCCCCCUCCCAUUAUCCCUGUCUCUCUUCCCAUUCCCCCAGUCCCCAGCCCUGCACCAGCCUAUUGCUUGUGGCCUGGGCACUCAGUCUGACUAGUUAGGUGAGGUAGAAAUGGCUCCAGGCCAACAUUCUCAUAGCCUUGGGGUAAGGGACCGAAGGGAGCCUUCUGAAGUACUGAGAGCCCACAGCUCUAGCUACCCUGAGGCCUACUCAAUCUCUCAGCCUGGAAGCCGUGUUUAUACCACAAGUUUGGUCCUUGCUGACCCAGCUCACUGGUCCCAUCUUCCUGCAUUGCUUUUGGGAAAAGGGCACCCCCAGCUGGUAGCAGCCCCAAGCCUAAAGGUCUCUCUUUUUGACCCUUCUUGGGACGACCCUUCACUGUCUCUGGCAGGAAUUCCUAGGGCUCAGGUUGCCUCACUCCAACCCAGUGGAGGUAGCCCUGCUGGUUACUGAGAAGCCCUAGGCAAGAACAAUGGGUUCAGUGAUGCCCACUGGCUCUCUGCCAAAGCCAAAAGGAAGUAUCAGUCUCCAGGGUGCUGGCAGGGCCUCAGAUGCCACCUUGGCCCUCUGAGCCUGCAUGGGCCUUGCCCCCAGUGACCUCUGGGCUUUAGGUCAGCUUAACCUAUAGCAGACAGGGACUCCUGCUGCUCAGGGAGCUAUCUCAAGAAAAAUCUCUCUUGUCCCAGAGGCACCUAUGUGGGUUCACUGUAUUCCCUGUCAUCAUCCUUCUGUUUUUUCUCAUUUUGACCAAGGGCGGGCUCCCUGGGGUGGGUGGGGAACAACUGCGGAGAUAUUAGUGAUUCAUAGGUUUGUACAGUGUUUUAUACUUCGCAAAGCACUUUAUUAGCUCACACCUGUCCACUCACAUCAAACUCGUGUAGGCCCUGGGAGGCCGAGGGUAACUCUCACCGUGCCCUCAAAUGAAGCACAGAGAGGUUGUUACUUGCCCAGGCCAUCCAGUGGGCUGAGUGGUCCUUGGGUCCCCACCUGUGGACCCCUUUAGGGUCCAAGAUGAGAUCAGAAGUGUCUCUUUUAUCCAUCUUUUCCUGGCCUCCCUUCUCCCCUUCCUGGUCCCUCUCCACUCCUCAGGUUGGUGCUCUCACUUCUAGGCCCCCCAGGCUCCCCGUUGGCUCCUGAUACUACUGAGGCCAGCUGAGAAAGAGCAGGAGAUGGAGGCAGGCAGCCCAGGCUGCAGAUGUGAGGGAUGCAGGGCCAGGCCCAGAGAGGGCCCAGCUUGGAGGCUUCCACUCAGAUUCUCCUGCCUUGUGGUCAUCUGUUUGUCCAUCACCCCAGGACAGGGCAGUCAGUCAGAGGGGCAAAGCAUUGGGGGCCCCAGAGCCCAGCUUCCCCUCGGCCUGGGGAACAUCACAGCAUUUCAGUGUCCGUCACAUUUUAAACUGAUCAGCCUUUGUAAAAUGUUUUUUAAAUCAUUUCUAAAUAAAACAAAAAUACAGA